CCCAGGGGUAAAACUGACAUGAUUCACUAAUCACUCAAGAAAACCAUACUUUGACAGAAGAGGAAGCUACUAUACAAUCAAAAAAAUGAGCAAGCAUACGAAUUUUAGACGCCACGGGAGGGGUGGUCAUGAUGCAGAAGAGCUGAAGAACUUCUGGGAAAAGGUCAUCCGAGAGCAAACUAAGCAACAAGAAGCUGAAGAGUCUAGGCUAAGCAAAAGUGCCCUGAACAAACUUCGCCAGGAAUGGACUCAGCGGCUGGAAGGUCGAGUAAGGCAGGUCCAGGCACACAUGAAAAUACGGGAAGAACAAAUGACACCACUGUCUAUCGAGGCUGUUCCCUCAGAUAAAACUGUUGCUUAAAGUUACUGCGCAAACACAGCAAGCACUGGGCCCGAUUCUGACCUCCUGCAUGUACCUAUAAACCAGCAGUUACCCUGCUGAACAACAGAAAGAUCAGAUUCUGCCCAUUUUCCAAACUACUAUUAAAGUCCUAUUGAAAUUCAGUGCAAGAACAAUGCCACUAGGGGGAAAAAAGUACAAAGGAAUAGAUGAGAAGCAGUCAACAAUAUAUUAUUUUCCAUGAUAUAUUAUUACUGUGAUGCAUCGGGAUUCUCUUAUGUAACUGCAUUUCCAAGUGACGACAAUAUACUGCUAGGAGAGAGGGUGGGUUGUUUAAAGGGAAUAACACAUUCAGACAGCUGAAUGCAAAACUGUACAUUUCCAUUUAUACAGCUCACAGAGGCUUACUCUGAGCUCACAGGCUUAAUGCAGACAUAAGAUGUUCUGCCUGUCUUGAAGAGCCUCAGUUGAGGGAGUUAAGUAUUAGCCUGAUCAGCUGGCC
Molecule: messenger RNA, 842 nt
Organism: Hirundo rustica (Barn swallow)
Lineage: Eukaryota; Metazoa; Chordata; Aves; Passeriformes; Hirundinidae
Product: protein FAM240B-like
Exons: 3
Coding region: 86-361 (91 amino acids)
Source: RefSeq, a predicted model, not a curated record